This is a messenger RNA of Dimorphilus gyrociliatus, 1798 nucleotides long. The record is from the annotation of a GenBank genome assembly. Lineage: Eukaryota; Metazoa; Annelida; Polychaeta; Dinophilidae.
CUUACUCAACUUUCAUUUUAUGUAUACAGUAUUAAGAAUUUAUAUGAAUUGAAUACAGUUCAUUAUCAAACAUUUUAUCAAAUCCAUUUCAUCCACUUUCUUCAUUCUUUAUUCCUUAUUUUCUUAAUCUUGUUCUUCCGUUGCAUAGUUAUCUCUCUAUCUAUCGCUCUCUCUCUCUCUCUCUAUUAUAAUGACAAUAAACGCCGGUUGAUGGCGUUACGAAAAGUGCCUCUCUCUCAUUCUCUCUUUCAGUUGCUGGCUUUCCAGAUCAUUGCUAACUUUUUUCGGUUAGUCUCCAGUUAUCUUUAAGAUUACUGUCUAGACACUUUCUUUUAUCUCUUUCUUCUAUCUAUCUAUUUAUCUAUCUGCAAAUACUGUGUAUCCUAUCUCUAUAUCUUUCAUUCCUUUUCUCUCUUCGUCUUUUCAAAAUUGAAUAGUGUAUUUGAAAAGUCUUUUCUAAUUUAUCAAUUUCUGGAUUAUGUCAGAAUGAAGAUUCUCUAAAGAAUGAACUUGAUAUUUCUUCUUUAACGGAUAAAGAAAAGUUAUAAUGGCAAACUAUACAAAUGACACUGCAACAGAUAGUGGAUACAGACUGCAACAUUUAUUGGGUAUAUACUUAACGCCAGCAAUAUUCAUCACUUCCCUUAUAUCAAAUGUGGCACUAAUAGUAACAAUACGGAAUGCAGAGCUUUGUAAUAAAUCAACAGUGGUGUAUAUAAUUUCUCAAGCAGUUGCCGACGGAGUAUACUCUUGUCUUUCUUUGUUGACCUGGGCUGAAUUGUUCGGUAUAAGAUCCAAGUCAACUGAAUAUGGUUGCCUUCCUAUAACUUACGCAAUGAAUAUCUGUGGUUUCUUAACGGUUUGGUACGCUUCACUUAUGUGUUUUGACUAUAUCCUGUACUUUCGUAAUUGGAAAAUUGCAAUUAAACUUAGAACUAGAACAGCGGCUAGAUUAAUUGUCAUUUUGGUUGCUCUAUUCGCUGCGGCCAUUUACAUAAACACAACUUUAUUAAAUAAUGUUGAUACUGGAAAUACAAGUCAAUCAUUCUGCAGACCGAAUAACGAAGAAAUUUAUUGGGUAUUAGACUUUUUCGAUAUGAUAUUUAACGGUUUAAUAGCUACAAUGACUUUAAUUACUCUAUGUAUUUGCAUAAUUAAGGAAGUACGCAACUUUCAUAAGAGCAAGCCGGAGACAAAUGGUGAAGUUGGUAAAUUUAGUUCUCAAUUGACUCAUUGCGUUGUAGCUAUUGCUUCCGCACACGUUUUUACUAGCUUGCCAGUAAUAUUUCUGAGAAUUUUAGCUAGUGGUAUAAUACCACAGAAUUGGACUUUUAAUAAUAACUAUCCGUUUAUCAUUCUUCAUGUUCUAUAUCAAAUUCGUUUUACACUUAAUUAUUUCAUAAUGUUUACGCUAUCGCCAGAAUUUAGGAGGACUUUUUUCAACUCUAUACGAUCUAUGAAAAGUAGGCGAAGACCUCAAAUUCGAAUUCCAAAUCAAGCUGCUGAGAGUGAAAUGAUAGAGUUAAAAGGAUAAAAUAAACGUUUUUCUUUAAAGUUUGUUCAUUAGAUCAUUGGGAAAGUUAUCUCUUUAGACUUUAUAUAUUCGUUUUUCUUCACUGCUGUCCUCAAUUACAUAUAUACUGGAUAUGUACUGUAUAUAUGCGUAAUAUGCUUAGAUUUUAUUCUCUCUUUCAUAAUUUUCAUUAUUAAUCUCGUUAUUAUGUUUUUUACUUUUUUCUCUAUGGCUCUUUCUAUUUUCUUCUCUCUCUUUCUCUUUCCCUUUUUCUUUCUAGACUGC